ACGUAUUUUGAACGCCCUCUGGAAUACGGGGAACAUGCCACUUUAAGUUAUAUAUGUCUGACUAAUAACGCGGGUUCUAACUAAAGAGGUAUCCUAAUUGCAUGUUUUCACGAAAUGUAUAGGCAAUCUGUCGGCUGAGUUUGGAAGAAAUGAAAACGAGAACUUGACGAACUUAAUAUCCUAACCGAUUAAUGUCUGUAUUCUACUCUUUAAUUGCAUUGUGCCAAUACUCAGGCGGAAGAGUUGUCAUCAGGGGGUCAAUCGGCAAGCUAUCCUGUAGUUACAUCACAGGCCCUAUGAAGGAGGUCAUCAACCUUGUACCAACAACCUUUGACCUUCGACCUCUACGGUUGCCGAGUGUAUCAUACGUUUGUACGUUACCAGCGCCGACGAACAAAACGAGUUGUGAAGAUUACAAUGAGACAAACCACGUGAGUCCUCUCAACCCUGGAGUGGGAGGCAAACCAUUCUACGUCUAUUGCGAAAAAGAUGACUAUGUCAUUAUUCAGCGGAGGACACACCUCUCGGUUGAUUUCAAUCGUUCUUGGAUUGAUUACCUCAAUGGAUUUGGAGACCUACAUGGAGAUCAUUGGUUGGGACUACAGAAGAUCUUACGGUUCACACAGAAUGGGAAUAAGACGCGAAGCUGGAAAAUUAUGGUUACAUUCGAGGACGGUGAAGUUAUUGGCGCCACUUUUCAAGCACGGAUAUAUGCAGAUUUUACAGGAAGUUUCUGGCAUUUCAAUUACGAGGGCAUCCACUUUAAUAGUACGUGGAGGUUUCAUCUACGGGCACCUGGUAUAUACCCUUUCGCUACCCUAGGAACGUAUAUGAUAAACUCAUCAGAUUCAUCGUUGCUGUCGGGUGAAAUCAGUUGCCCCGUUAUUUGUGGUGGUGGAUGGUGGUACAAUACUGCACAAUAUCGAUGCCUCGGGAACAUUAAUGGUAUUCUUAGUGCUUCUACCAAUGAGGGCACAGAGAGGAGCUGCGGGUGGCCGAAAAGAGUCGUGAAGACUCUUUUGAAGAUGAGAGUGUGUAACGAUUGAAGAAAGCUGAUUGAAUGUUAACUGCUCGUAUAUAAUUGUGAAAAUUGGGGAGCCAGAAUGAGACUGAAACAAAUGAAAGAAUAAAUAUUAUGAUACUGGUAAAAGUGUCAAAAAAAUGAUUGGUUGCAUGUCAAUGAAAAGCUUGAUCAAAAUGAGACUAAUACAAAAUGGAAGGAAGUUACUUUGAUAUAAGGUAAAGGAAAACAGAAAAUGAUUAAAGGAAGAUCCUUACUUAACAACUUCUCUAAAAGAAUAUGAUUUUUUGAAAGUUACAAUCACUUAACGAAUGGAGACUUUAAAUUGAAUGAGUCCGUUUUACCGUUAUUAAUCGUGUCGGACUACUUCCCAAUUGUUUUUCAACUCACAAAUUACUAAAACGUAAUUUUGUUUUUCAAAAGUAUGACUUAAUUGGGAGUUUUUUCCUUUCUAGAGGACUUAUUAUAAUACGCUUCCCCUAAUAUAUUUUGAUGCCCGAAAGGAGGAGACACUUACAAGAAACAUGGAAGUUAAUGGUAUUUUUGUACACGACAAACGGGAAUUAAUCAUGAAAAGGAUAUGAUCUACUGACCAAAUAAUAUUGUUAAUUUCAGGGGCAGAUCCAGGGGGGAGGGGGGUGUUUCGGCGGAUUAAGUGAAAAAGAACAAAAAGUAAAACAGUA
This is a messenger RNA of Strongylocentrotus purpuratus (purple sea urchin), 1704 nucleotides long. RefSeq names its product angiopoietin-related protein 2-like. Bases 192 to 1046 code for a protein of 284 amino acids. The transcript has 4 exons. NCBI's taxonomy places the organism in Eukaryota, Metazoa, Echinodermata, Echinoidea, Camarodonta, Strongylocentrotidae. The record is from RefSeq and is a predicted model, not a curated record.